Messenger RNA from Protopolystoma xenopodis, 174 nucleotides. Lineage: Eukaryota; Metazoa; Platyhelminthes; Monogenea; Polystomatidea; Polystomatidae. The record is from the annotation of a GenBank genome assembly.
AUGAUCGGUCUCCUAUCGUCCUGGUUCAAGGAUUUCACUCGGCCAAUGCUACCAUAUCUGCGCUACUCGAGGCAUUAUUUCCGCACUCUGCCUCGUGCCUUUGAUGGAGCGAAUACUCCUGUCUCACUGAAUGGGCCCACAAAGUCUGGAUUCUUAACCUGGGUGAGAGACUAA